Messenger RNA from Acaulospora colombiana, 885 nucleotides. The record is from the annotation of a GenBank genome assembly. NCBI's taxonomy places the organism in Eukaryota, Fungi, Glomeromycota, Glomeromycetes, Diversisporales, Acaulosporaceae.
AUGGAGAAAGGCAAAAGAAGGGACAAGGCACGUCUGUUGCUAAAUAACUAUAGGAAGGCAACCACAAAGCUAGUGUUGGGGCACCAGGUAACUUCGGGUUCAUCUGGUGUUCAAGCCUUCGGGGUGACCCAACACCAGCCCUUCUGGGACAUUGGCGAUUUUGAAGAUGAGAUCCCUUUCCCCCAAUUGUUGUUGUCACCACAACUCGAGGAUUUCCGGGAAUCCUACAAAAAAAUGAAUGUAGUUCAUAAGUGGAUUCUCGCUUCUGGAAAGUGCGUCGAAGACACCCUUUUCGAAUAUUGUAGACGGCAGCCAGUUGAAUCACUCCUACAUUCAUGGAUUAUCGACCUUGAUGAUCACGAAGUAAAUUCGUUAUUUACAACUGAAGAAUGGAAUGAAAUACAGUGUGCUGUAAAAAUUUUGCCAGAGGUUGAUCGUACUUUUGCAAAUUCUAUGAUGCGAUUUUCAGAUGUUAAAACAGCAAGCGAUCUGAGACGAGUCUUAAAAACAUCCUUUUUAAAUGAGAAUGAACAUUAUGAUCGAGUGAAACAUUACGAUGCUGAACGAGCCGAAUCUCUUACGUAUUAUGAAGACCCUAACGAAACACUGCAAAAGCAACAUCUCGAGUCCUGGUAUGACAUAAACGUGUGGUCUCUUAUCAUCGAUCACGGUCUCUGCAAUGUGAUUGGAAUGGAAACUGUCAGAACCGAAAAGUGUAGCGGUAACCAUGCGGAAAAACCGAAAGAGGCCACGCACGCGUCGCAGAAAGUCACGACUGAAGUGGCCAAGACGUUUGAUGCAACCAAACUGCUGACCGAUGGGUUUAAACUGAUGAAAGCUAUGCAUAAUAUCUUUGUAUGCUUAAGUAAACAAGUUCGUUUCUAA